GACUCACUCACCUAAAUGGCUCAGUACUAAAAGGAUCGCCUAUUCCUCUAAUUGCCAAGUAUUCAUAACCUGAAUAUCACAAACCCGAAGUAAAGACCAAAAUGAGUCUCCAAUUCACCACUCUCGAUGUUUUCACCACCACCGCCUUUGAAGGCAACCCUUUGGCAGUGGUGACGAUACCCCCACCAAGCCAGCAGGCUCCCCUCACCCAAUCUCAAAAGCAACGUAUCGCUCGCGAGUUCAACCUCUCUGAGACUGUUUUUGUUCAUGAUGUUGAAAACCGUGCAGAAACAGACGAGAGGAAGAUUGAUAUCUUUACUCCACAGUUCGAAUUGCCAUUUGCGGGGCAUCCGACUAUCGGCACAGCUGUUUUUCUUCAACCCCAGGGCGUAAAGACAAUGAUUGCAAAGGCGGGCAGAAUUGAUCUUGAGUUCGAAAACGGCUCUCCGCGUGCUUUAAUCCCCCACGAUGUUAAGCUUCACAAGGAACGUGUGCCAAAGCAUGAAAUUGAAGCUGGUUGGGAUGGUAAACUCGCCAAAGUUGCUGCCGCUGACGAGGGCGCACCGCUGUUUAGCAUCGUCAACGGGAUGACUUUUGCGCUCGUAAAUCUCCCAUCUCUGGAGUUGCUCGGCGCUGCCAAGGUCGGUGCCAUGGGUUACAUCAACGGUGACUUGCAGGACGACGGUUGGAAACACGAUUUUGACUCAAGGCGCUACUACUAUACGCUGCUUGACGGUGAGACAUCACCUGACGGAAAGCAUGUGCAAAAUCUUCGCACGAGACUUGUCAAGCGUAAUAUGGAAGACCCAGCAACUGGAAGUGCUGCGUGCGCGUUGUCGUGUUAUUUGGCGUUGCACAAACUAUCUGCGAACUCGAUCAGGUUCAAUAUCACGCAGGGUGUUGAGAUGGGGCGGGAGAGUCUUAUCGUAGUAGAUGCUGAGAUCGAGACGGAUGGAGCUGGGGAGAGAAAGGUCAAGACUGUUCAUCUUAGUGGAAAGGCGGUUGAGGUCAUGAAGGGGACUGUUAGAGUACCUCAGUGAGGGCAUUGAUGCGGGCGCAGUAGCUAUGACAGCGACCAUCUUGUACGCACUUUAAUAGCUACUUACCGAAGUAUCUGUGUAUCAAUUUUGUUCCGUAUCUCAUAGUCAAGAUACCUGAUACUGAACCUUUGGCCUCAUUGACCGAUAUUGCUUGUGC
Molecule: messenger RNA, 1197 nt
Organism: Fusarium odoratissimum NRRL 54006
Lineage: Eukaryota; Fungi; Ascomycota; Sordariomycetes; Hypocreales; Nectriaceae
Product: phenazine biosynthesis protein
Exons: 1
Coding region: 102-1040 (312 amino acids)
Biological process (GO): biosynthetic process
Cellular component (GO): cytoplasm
Molecular function (GO): isomerase activity
Source: RefSeq, a predicted model, not a curated record